Peniophora sp. CBMAI 1063 is the source of this 393-nucleotide messenger RNA. Lineage: Eukaryota; Fungi; Basidiomycota; Agaricomycetes; Russulales; Peniophoraceae. The record is from the annotation of a GenBank genome assembly.
AUGGCCGACGACGAACUUGCCGCAAUCCGCGCCGCACGGAUGCAGCAGCUCCAAUCCGAAUCAUCUUCCCGCGGCGGCCCGGGGGGCGACGCGGACGAAGCGGCCAAACAACAAGCACAGGCGCAGCAGAUCAGGGAGCUGUUGGCGACCGUUUUGGAGCCGGCGGCAAGGGAACGACUGGCACGCAUCGCGCUCGUCGCGCCGGAUCGGUCGAGGCAGAUCGAGGGGAUAUUGGCGAGAAUGGCGCAGACGGGGCAGUUGAGGGGACGAGUGAGCGAGGCGCAGUUGAUUGAUUUGUUGCAGCAAGCGGAGGACGCGAACUCGUCUAGUACGAAGGCGGGCGCGAUUAAGUUUCAGAGGAGGGUGGAUGAUGAUGAUGAUUGGGAUAUCUGA